Molecule: messenger RNA, 1299 nt
Organism: Brassica rapa (field mustard)
Lineage: Eukaryota; Viridiplantae; Streptophyta; Magnoliopsida; Brassicales; Brassicaceae
Product: E3 ubiquitin protein ligase RIE1
Biological process (GO): protein ubiquitination; ubiquitin-dependent protein catabolic process
Cellular component (GO): plant-type vacuole
Molecular function (GO): ubiquitin protein ligase activity
Source: RefSeq, a predicted model, not a curated record
UUUUUUUCAAAACAAAGCAGCUCCUCGCCAUGUUGACCUUCAGGUCCUAAAAGCUCAUUUUGAGGGUUGUGUACGAACAAAACAAACCCCCAGAUUCACUUACCAUGUCUUCCUCUUCACCAACCAUGUCCGAUUCCACCUCACCUCUUCUCCGCUCCCGCCAAUCCCCCCGCCGCCGCCAGCCCUUACUCGCGUCGCUCAUAGGCCGAGCUUCGGGUCGGCGAGGAGCUUCGGUGGUUGUGAGAGAGACGGCUGCACAGGAGCUCGAAGACAGACGAGCCGAUUGGGGCUACUCCAAACCCGUCGUGGCUCUCGAUAUGCUCUGGAACACUUCCUUUGUAGUUGUCGCGGUGGUGAUGCUUUUGAUCUCAAAGGAGGAGGAGCCUAACGUCCCGGUUAGGCUUUGGAUCUGCGGCUACGCGCUUCAGUGUCUUGUUCAUGUGGUGCUUGUCUGGUUGGAGUUUAGGAAGAGGAGCAUGCGCGGUGGGGAUUUGGAAGCUGGUGAAGGUUCUGGUCGUGAUAGUGAUGAUGAAGGUGGUGAUGAGAGGAUCCUCAGCGCUAAGACUUGCGAAUCAAUGAACACCAUUGGGUCAUUUGUAUGGUGGAUUGUUGGCUUCUACUGGCUUGUAUCUGGUGGUGAAAUCCUUCUGGAGAAUGCUUCGCAUUUGUACUGGUUGACUUUUGUUUUCCUGUCAUUUGAUGUGUUCUUCGCCGUCUUUUGCGUUGUGCUGGCAUGUCUUAUCGGAAUCGCCUUAUGUUGCUGCCUCCCUUGUAUUAUUGCUCUUCUUUAUGCUGUUGCCGGGCAGGACGGUGCAUCAGAAGCAGAUCUUAGCAUCCUUCCCAAGUACAAGUUUGAGAUGAUGAACGAUGGAGAAAAGCAAAGUGACGGUGGAGGGAAAAUGAUACCCAUGGAGGCAGGCACUGAGUAUUCAGGAAACGAACGAGUCCUUUUGGCGGAAGAUGCUGACUGUUGUAUAUGUCUGAGUUCAUAUGAAGAUGGAAUAGAGCUAGUGACACUUCCUUGUAACCACCACUUUCAUUCGACGUGUAUUGUGAAAUGGCUGAAAAUGAAUGCGACAUGUCCAUUGUGUAAGUUCAAUAUUGUCAAAGGCAAUGAACAAGACUGAAGUAAAAGACAGUGACUGUCUCAUCUACUAAGUUCUCUUUAAUCCGUGUUUUUUUUUGUAUAGAUUAGAGAUACAGAAAAAUGAUCUUGUCAUGCGUAAGUUGUAAAAUAAAUGUAACUUUGUUGUCUAUCCCUUCAUUUAUCAAAUAUAGAUAGAUAUAUGUUUAUGCCCA